Messenger RNA from Hymenoscyphus albidus, 1132 nucleotides. The record is from the annotation of a GenBank genome assembly. Lineage: Eukaryota; Fungi; Ascomycota; Leotiomycetes; Helotiales; Helotiaceae.
AUGGAUAAGGCAAAGCAAGCUGUUUCUGGAUUCCUCAACAAAGAUGGAAAUCACGAUACUACUGUACACGAGGUAAGCACCCUUUUCAAAGUACCUUUCUAGUAUAUUUGUGAGCGUUUAUGCUGACUUGCCUCAGACCGUCAAUCCUGCCGUGACACACGAGAAUGUGACUAGGACUCAGCAUGAGAAUAAGACAACUGCUGUUGACCGCGAGAUACACCAAGACCAUUACCACACAUCAGUCCAACCUGUCAAGGACCGUGAAGUUCUUCCAGAGAAACAUACACAUCAAAUGGCUGGAGUCGAGCAUCGUGAAUUCAACCACGGCAAUGACGAACUUGUCAAGCAGCGUCUUCAGAGUGAAGCAGCACAAUUUAAAGACCAUCGAACCGUUGGUGAUGUUCAACACACUUCUUCCGCUAAGCCAACUUUGGUUGGAGAGCAUGUUCAUCACCACGUACAUGAAAAUAUUCAGCCCGUCGUGCAAAAGGAGACUAUACAACCAUCAGUUGUUCAUACCACAGUACCAGUUCACGAGGUUCACCAAAACGAGGCCAAGCAUCAUACUGCUUCCCAAUUGCCAGCCGUAAGCAUGCAUGAUUUCAAGAAUAAGGGAGGCCAUCUCGAGGGUCGCGCAGAGCGUAGUGAUGCCUUCGUUGGUGAACCCAAAUCUGUUGGAGGUACCAUGGGUGGACUUGGAGCACAUGGCACUACAUCUUUGACUGAGAAAGAUGGUCACCACGGCCAUCACCCCAUGCAUAGUUCAACCACGGGUACUGCUGGGACGGCCGGUCCUCAUAACUCAUCUAUAAUGAACAAGGUAGAUCCUCGGGUGGAUUCUGACAUGGACGGUUCUCGGGAUACGAAUCGUCUUGCUCAUGGUACUCCAACGCAUGGCACACAUGGCCACGAACAUGGCUCCAACACCGGAAGUAACUACACCACAGGAACUGGAACAUACAUGGGCAGUGGUUCUUCUGCCCCUCGAACUACUAAUACGGGAGUUAGCCGAGAUACCAGUAACACCACCAGUCACGGUACGCACGCUGAUACGAAAAAACCAUCUUUGUUGGACAGAAUCAACCCCAUGGUUGAUGCGGAUGGUGAUGGGAAGAAGGGUUUCAUGAAAUGA